GAUCUGUCUGGCAUCUGAUAUAUGAAUCAAUACAACACCCCGCCAUUUACACCGCUCGAGUUGGCGGAUAGACGCCCCGACGAUGCUGACAUCCGUUGAAUCUGCUGCGCCCGCCUGUACAUGGGAGUGUUACGAUAACAUGGAGUGGAACAUGGGAGAACAUGUCAGAUCUUCUCGUGUUACCGUUCCUGUAAAAGAGGACAUAACCUACCUCCCAAAGAAGCCAGCGAAAAUCACAUUCACAAAUCACCUCCUGCUUUUCCACUGUUGGAUUAUUGACCAGCUGAGAGCGGGGUAUAUCUUCCCUUGCAUUAGCCAGGGGUGCAUGAGAAAAGAGGGGAUAGGAGGGUUGCGCACAUGGUUGACAUCUACAUCGAAAUGUAUCGUUCACCGAUGUUGGAAGCUGCUCUUUCCACCACAUGUGCAUUGCACUGCGUAUGAGCGAAGGAUGCUUUUCCUCGUGGUUGUUUCUUUAAUAUUCUGGUUUUGGCCGAUAUAUCAAAGUCAGUUAAGGCGGUCAGUGGUAGGUGAACGCGAGGGUGUGGGAAAGGGGAAAGGGGAAGGGGAACCGAAAAGGGGGCAAGGCCCUAAAGGGCUGAGACAAGCGACUGCAGGAAGAGGGAUGAUUGGUUAUCCUAAUUAUUUGUUCAGUUCUGUUUAUAAUUGACCCUCGGGCCGGUAACUACGAUAACUAAUUUAAUGUGACAGGAGAGGAUAGUAACGUAACCAACCGUUCACCUGCUUGAGUUAGCUGGGGGGAAAAGUAAACAUCGGCCUGUCCAGACUGGAAAUGGGUGGGCAGUUACGCCGGUGACGAGAUCAUGCCAUGACCAUGAAACUAUGCCCAUAUCAUAUGCUUGAGAGAGAGCGGUGACCUGUAGAGUUGGUCAACCCGCAUUAUCAUCAGCAAAGGAGGUAGAAUGUACUCUGUAGAUGCAAAGUAAAUAAACAAAAAAUCAGAAUUGAAGUUUGGUCUUGUUGAUAUCUCGCUUGUUUCAAUAUAUAUGACAAUGCAACAGAUUGAACUUUGCGUAGAUGGAUCCCUCCCUACUUCGAUUCUGUGAAUAAAAAACGAAGUCUUAUCAGCCAAUUAAUUAACUACUCAGCAUAGAUAAUCAUUAUUUGAUUGGUUAAGUUAAUCGGCAGCAAGAACCUCGCUGCCCGCAUCAGCCGGGCGUUCAGGAAAAUCUUUUGUUUGAACAUUAACUAGUUAUUUGAUAUUGGCUGGUUGAGGAGACCUUCAAUUCCACCCCCUAAAGCAAUCGGCGUACUCGCUUAACUUCGAGAACCGCUUUCCACGGUGAAUAAUAAAUGAAUGAAUAUACUGCACGAUUGACGCAUCUAUACUUUCGAUCGGGGGCUCAAGCUCGGGGUCUGGGGACGGUCCGGCGCAACAACCGAAAUUUCAUUGUGCACUAACUUCCUCGAGGCGGCCUAUCAAAAUUAAAUAAUGCGAGUUCCGUUUGCACGAGAGUGGUUGCCGGCAACAAAGACGUGCAGGAUGAAAGAUGCUUUGUGGGCCAUCUCCUGGAAAUAUGACGACAAUUGCCAAUUCCCAUAUGCCGGGGGGUUGAUCUGGAUAUGGUAAUUUAUUUUUUUAUUUUUUUAAGGGGCAUACUUUCUGUUGAUGUCUGCUUGGAAACAUUGAAAUUUCGGGUAUUUAUAUCCUUGUUUGGUAGUUAAGGGAAGGUUUCUGGUUCAAGAGGCCAUGUAUCGGGGAUGGGAUGGCCGUUGAUAGAUGGAAUGGUUGGCGGUUGUUACAUCGCUCUCUUGCCGCGCUGAUCGACGUUCGACAGUGUUCACCGUAAUUAUAUUUAAUAAUUAUUUAACACUAGGGUUCCUUGAAAAUCAAAAUUAAUAUAAAAAAAGCCGUUCGUGGGCGAUGUUCGUUCAUCUCGUCUGCAGCCACUGACUGAGCCCGGCUGCACUGAUUUUAGCCUGCUGUUAAGUUACGAAACAUCAAUGUCCCCAAUCGACGAGAAGAGAGAACAGUCCUCUAGUUAGCCAUACAAUCGCCGUCAAAAAUGGUUGCACACCGCAAAACGGCGUUUCUCUGCUCGAUUUUGAAACCCGCGCGCUGGAGUCACAACCCCGAGCUGCACGCUCAUACAGAAGGGUCCACCAAGACCAACAAGGAGGGCAAAAGGCGCAUCUGCAUCGUACAUUUCAAUGAAAUGAGCUGAUCAGUGCGCAUUUUACUGCACUUGAAAAUCCCAUUCAGAGUUGCUGAUAAGUGUGGGGAAAAUAUCAUGUUAAGAAUGUGAGAGGCGAAUUUUUUCCUUGAUGUAACUUACUCUCAUCAUCCUUGAUUUGAAUAUUUAAAGGACAUUCUCCAAAUCCAGGUGAUCCCGAUAGCUCAAGUUUAUUUUUAUCUUUCCCGGUUCUAUUCGGUGUUGCGCCUUGAUAAAAGCUCUUGCUUUCAAAGGGUAGUUAUGAGUUUGUAGCAAAGUUGGUGAACGACACUAAGCCACACGACAAGCUUCCUGUGUCGCUCGAGCCUGGUAUUGGCUUUCUUGGUGACUCUAGAUGCAAGUUGGAUGCGCUUUGGUCGUUUUGUUGCAAGGUUCAAGAAUUGAUCGUCCCUUAUAAUAGCUCAAGCUCCCUUUUCGCUUAGCCUGGAACCCAGCUUCCUGGGAUCUCGAAUUGGACGCCGCUGCUUAAUCUCUACGCUGAGUUGGCGGCUGGUGUUGCAACCGUUCGUAGAAUAUCUGCGUAACAAAGCGGCUCUAAUAUUAAUGCGGGGAUUGGGGAUGGCUUAUGGAUGCGAGCGGAAGAUCAUCAAAUAGAGAUCGGACGCGGAUUGUCAAGGAUUUUGGACUGAAUUUUGACCUGUAGAUUCCGGAUUUCAGAGCGAUAUUUGUCCCACGUUUGGCCUUUAUCAAAGUUGCUAGAUUUUCUUUUUUUCUUCUUUUUCUUCUUCUUUUUUUUUUUUUUCCCUGGUCGCCUCUUUGCCAAUGCCAGUCCCUACUUUGGAAUUGGGCUUGCUAUAAGGUGUGGAGGAGGAGGAAACCAUUCUGGAAGCGAUCACGGCUUUGUUCAACGCAUAUAAUUUCUCCAGAUAUCCCCCCGCAAGAUCAAUGAGCUCCGGUUGUCCGUAUAUAAUACUGCAUUACUAUUCCGCCUCAUCGGAUGUCUGAGAGGGGCUUUCGGUUACUUUAUUUUUUUUUGCUUGCCCUUCCCUUCCUUUCCACAGCACCAGGCGUGCUCUUGAUGCGUGGAGUGUUUAUCUCUCCUAAUGCAUUUCAAUCGAAUAUAGAGAUCUGGGGUAGAUAACGGGUUUAUUCCCCCCUGACGCAAGUCGCCUCUUUGUGGUUUGAGCAUCCGGUAUAUCAAUAGCACACACUGUUUGUUAGAAGUACGAAGUUUUUCUUUUCUCUCUACUUGCCAUUCCCGCCUAUCCCCUGACGCUUCGCAGCUCUGCUGCUUGUGGUAUUCCUUUUAAUCUAUUUCGGGUCCAUGUGUCAACGAAGGGUUGUGGUUGUUGUUGUUCAAUGCGGGAUUCCGUUCGUGCAGAAUUCAUCCCACAACGUAUGACGUAUAUAUGCAUAGUACAGACAGUUUUACGUCCUAUUUCCUGUUGUGGGACUGUACAAUAUACAGAGAAAGCAUGGAAGAAACUGACCGUCUUGGUAAAUAGAGAGAUCAUUUCACUGAUUUUGUAUGACAAGCAUAAAUCCACACAACCUCAAUUCUGCAGCAAUCGUCCCUAUAGAUGUUCGUCUGGCUGGCAGCUCGCAUAAGAUGCAGCGUCCAGACGGCAGCUUCGCAAGACGAAGUGAACCCAGCGUUACCAUACCGAUGGGGCGGUCAAGAGACGAGAUAAUGGCGGUGGAGAAGAGAGUAUCAGCGACUCUCGUUGAUAAACGGCCUGUCAGCCGGAGGGGGCUCAUCCACGGUGCUGAUAUGAAUACUAGCCCUGAAGAACUGAGCAUAUACGGCCAACGACCAUUGACGGCAGCAAGCACGCAGGCCAAUUGCGGGAAUACCCUCGAUUUAUUGAAGUUCCUUGACGGCCAGCAUGAACCAAUGCACCGUUCAGCUCCGUUCCAGAUCGUCGUGAACAUAGUGGCCUCGGGCCGCAAGCGACUACGCUUGCAAGAAAACAACAAGCCCAAGGUUCGGCGCAAAAGCGAAGCAGCUGAAAGAGACGAUCAGCAUCGCCAGGCGGAAAAGCCUAGAUCGAGGAUAUGGAGUUCAAUGUCUCAGACGACGACGAAGAAGAAGAAAAGGCCAUGGAGUGGCAAUGCCAAAUCACAGGCCAAUGAUACAGCAGUCCGUGACGACGAACAAGCUGGCAGCCCACAUCGGCGCAAGUGGAUGAUGGUGUCUGGAACGCGGAACAGGAAGAACUCCAAGCUGGUCGAGUACGAAAACCGCGACUUUUUAUACCCAGGAGUGGGCGAGCUGCCUUCUCUGCCAGUUGAGAAAAAGGACAAUAAGAACAACAGCAAUAAUAGUAAUAGUAAUUAUAUCGACAACGACAACAACUGCGACGACAGGCAGAGCUCCGUUGUGAGCCCGCGUUCACAGGAGCCGCGGACGCCAGGAGACGCUUUCUGGCAUCCAGAGACAGCCCACGAGAAUUUCAAUCAAACAGACCCCAAGAACGGCGCUGAACGGCCUGAAGAUUCCACUGCUGCCCCGCUUGCAAGAGAUCCAAAUCGCCUAGGCCAGGAACCGAGCUCUCUAGCGCUGAAUGGCUCCGCAGCUAACGGUGUUUGCGAUGUUCUCACCACGCCAACUGGCGGCAUCACGAGCGUCCGAGAUUAUAAUAGCGAGCACUGUCAUAAACUCAAUGACGCGCAUUGCGAGAAGCGGCAUCCAUUGAAACAACAUGCCUGUACGGAGAAAACCACUACUGUGUCGGGUUCAUCAAGCAUCGUCAGACCCCGUUUUGCACUGCUUCAGCCCAACGAUUGCCAUCCCGCGUCGAAGAACACCAGCUCAGCUCCACUGCUUCCAAGUGUUCCGCCUGGAUUAACACCAGCGCUGACAGCAUCGGGCAAAGAGACAGAUUCGGAGCCAAAGGAAUCGCUGCCUUAUCUGCCCUCUGACUCGUCUCACAUCGAUCUCGAGUGUCUACCACCUAGGAGUUCUAGCAAGGGAGCUUGCCAAAACCCAUCUAUCUUCGCUACGUUCACACAUCAUCGCCGCCGGAGCUCUUACUCCAAGACUCGUGCUUACCCACAGCGCCCUCGCAACUCCAUCGAUACCCAAUCGUUGAUUUCCCUUUUCCCUCGCCCCGCCCGCUUCACGGAUGCCUCACAAUCUGCAGCUUCGACGUCGUCACUGACUGGACAAAUGCAGCCGUUGCAUGCUGUGUCAACCUCGAUGCCAAACCGCGCCAGGAUAGCAAACAGUACUGGGCAUCAAAGAUCCAGCUCGAAAGGCUCACCGUUAGUUGCGUCUCGCCUGCACCGAGAGACAUCACUAGAUAUGACAACUACCCAGGCUGCCGUGCCUCUUCCACCCCCACAAACUACAGAUACCUCUCAACACACGUCGGUAGCAACCAAGACAACAAAUCUGCAAGAUCACUUCGUUUUCACAGCGUCUGGGGACCAACAAUGCAUAGAACGGAACUCUGGAAGACGCUCAAGUCCAAGGGGGCCUCUGGAGUCGAAAAGGCUACGUUGCUUGGGAAUAUCUGACCCCUCGAAGAUGGACGCAACAAAGCCACUAGACAAAAUGAGUCGAGCAGAACGAGUCUUUGUAUUGCGAAUGCGAGAUAUGUGUCUUGCCCGUGGAGGACUGAAAAAGGAUACCCAACCACCUCUUCCUUCAGAAGACAGCACACCCGAGGAGGUUCGGCGUGGUUGGGAGCUACAAUCGGAGUCCAAGAAAGCAGGGCAUCAAGCUACGGGUAUCUCGAUUACUCCUCCAAAAGUCCGGAGAAACGAUGCUCCAGGCUCUCCCCCAAGCAUUCCCUUGCCUAAAGACCCGCCUGUGCCCUCACUACGAUCUCCGUCUAAUAAGAUAGCAUUCAAUCUAAAUCAACUAGCCCGCCAGUCACCGUCGACCAUAUCGUUGGAUGCUGCUCUUGCCCACAAAGUUGACGCAAGUCUGUCUGCAAGUUCAAGCGGAAGCACUCACAGAAGCAAUAGCAAUAAGAGCUGGUCGAGUAGAAGUGCUCGUUCAGGAAGCAAUAUCCCUCAACAGCACCAUGCGGCUAAUGUCGCACACCACACGCCCAGUUCCCGAGCUGACGGUCUGCCAGAAAAGAAUGCGAUAUCCAGCGGAUCUCGCCCCCGUACUCCACUACCUCCACCAAUGUCUGACGAAGCCCAUACUGCCAUUUCAACGGAUUGCGGAAAUUGCGUCUCCUCACACCUGCGAGCCAACCCAAGCCCAACAAACAAAAACCGCAAAAACACCUUCUUCUACAAAGAAAACCGGUCUGAACCCCGACUAAAUAAUGCCCCAGCAUCGCAAUCUCCCCUCCGCGAAUGCUUCCCCCCGGACAACUCCGGUCCAUAUACUCCUAGCCCGUCACAUUCCAGCAAUAAAAAUACCCACAGCAACAGAACCAGCGCCAGUAAUGGCAACCACACUCACACCACCUCGUCCCCACAAUCAUCCUCGAUACGCCCCCGCUCACAAGACACCUCCACACAUCCCCAAUGCGAAGCCCGCAUCGCCUUCCUCGAACGUCAGAACAAAAUGCUCCAGGCAGCCCUCAUCGCCGCUCUAGAUGUUGGGGUCACCUUUGACGCGGACCUCAUACGUAGCGUCACUGCGACACCACCUAUUAGCAUCGCUAGCCCAGGUUGCGAAACCAAUAACAAGGAUACCUUUCGUCACUCAUACGCGAGUACGGCUACGACUGGCACGACGAGAACGACUACAAGCGCCCAACGCCUGAGUAUGGAUGGUCGUCGAUCGCACAUUAGCGAUCAUAGCGUCGAGCGUGGAGUCAAUGUGGCUAGAUCGCGGAGCGUGCGGGAGGCGCAGACGCCUAACUAUCAAAAUAGAAAACUAGCUUGCGGUGGGGAGGGCUCAGGGGAUAGAUAUAAAACCAUCACCUCAUUUUCACGUCCAUUGUCGCCACGGCCCUUUGAAUAGAAUGAUUUUAUUCUCGGUGGAUUAGAAAUGUUGGACGUAUCUUGCUUGGUGUUGGAGAGCUUUUGUUUUGCCCUUUUUUAUUUCACUCCUCUCUUUGUUUGUGGGAGUGUUGUUUUUUUAGCGAAUACCAAUAUACCAUAUGAUGUUAGUUAUUUCAAUAAAAUCUAUUUUCCCCUCUUCCUCAUAAGACCUUUUUUCUCUCCCUUUACCUUUUCCGACGGUACGGUUGUAAGUUGCUUGCGGCGAGGAAUAAACGAAAACAUCUGAGAUAUACAGAGUUUAUCAGUUAAAGAAAAUGAAA
Molecule: messenger RNA, 7363 nt
Organism: Blastomyces gilchristii SLH14081
Lineage: Eukaryota; Fungi; Ascomycota; Eurotiomycetes; Onygenales; Ajellomycetaceae
Exons: 3
Coding region: 3661-7062 (1133 amino acids)
Source: RefSeq, a predicted model, not a curated record